UCUACGACGACGGACACCUCUACGUCGACGACGCCCAUAUCUACCACUACUGAUACCACCCCCAGCACCAGUAAGUUGACCAGUGCCAUUUUCCACUGUUCAUCUCCCCACCGCUGCAGCCUUGCAUCAAUUGCGCUCGCAAGUUUGCUUUUAUAACAUUUGCUUCGUGGCAGCUACCACAAGCUUCACAACACCGUCCUCCACCUCCACCAUUCUCACCACAACCUCUCCCACUACUUCCUCGCUGCCUCCUCCAACGACCAGUUCUGCUUCAACCACCAUUUCCACAAGUAGCAGCACCUCAAGUAUAUCCCCUCCUCCUCCGUCGUCUACUAUCACCACCACCAGCAGUACUUCAAGCAUUUCCCCCUCUACAUCGUCUACAAGCAUUACUACCACCUCAAGUGAUCUCCCCUCUUCUUCCGUCACGUUGUCCACUUCCUCUAGCUUGUCGACGUCCGCUUAUACCUCCCCUUCAACCAUAGCUACCACUCCUAUUCCUACUACCACUUCCCCUACCACCACGUCCUCUCCCCCUCCAACAACGUCGUCAACAACGACGCCUUCUCCCUCCCCCAGCACCACGACUACCUCUUCUCCGAUUCCAAGCACUACCACUACCACAACUCCCUCCCCAACCACUACCACCACCACUUCCUCAACAACCACUUCGAGUCCAGUGCCUGUAACCACUUCAAGCUCUACCACCCCUCCUUCAACAUCCUCGAGCACUCCAUCCACCUCUAGCUCUUCCUCCGAAUCAAGCACCACAAGCACGAGCGAAGCACCAGUCGUUAUAACCACCUCCAGUACCUCAGUUUCCUAUUCGACCACAACCUCAUAUGUCACUCAAGUCCUUCAAACCACGCAAAAUGGACAACCAGGCUACACCACCAUCACGUCCAUCGUGAUAGCUACAAAUCCCGCCACCACACUCGUGGAACCAGCAACUUUUACCAGCACUCCAGGCAGCGCCCCGACACUCCUUCCAUCCAACAGUGGCGGCGGCAGCAGCUCAGGCUUGUCGACAGGUGCCAAAGCCGGCAUCGGAGCUGGUGUCGGUAUUCUUGUCCUAGCUGCCGCUAUCUUCGGCGGCUGGUACAGCUGGUUCAUGCGGCGGCGGAGGAAACGGAAUUCCUACUCCCAUGACCGGUACUCGGAUGAACCCUUGCCCAGCAUGUCAGGACUCGGCAUCGCAGGGGGUGGAGCUGCGGGUAUGGGAGCAAUGGCCGCCAUCUCAUCGGGUUACCGUGACACCUCGAACCGUUCCGACACGCGUUCAGAGCUCCCGUCUCCUCCCAUUCCUUCCCCGCCGCCUCGAUCUCCAGACCGACUUCUUCCACCUGGAGUGGUACCUUUCAGAUACCGAGGUUCCAGCUCACCGCCACCCAACCAAGGCUCUUCCCACAUGUCUGUCUCAGACCAGAGCGAGUACUCGCAAGGUAACAAUCAACCUCAGCCGGGCGGCCAAUACCCUCAAGGGCCAGCUGGAGCUGGAGCUGGUUACUCCAGUAAUCUCAACGAACUACCUGAAGACCAGAGAAACAUCUACCAGCUGCCGGACGACCAAGUCUCCAACCCCAUGUCACACCAAAGCUACCAACAUGCCAACAUGGGCCAAGAUGGCUACUGGUCCGGACAACCCUCCGCACCUUCGGCACCGUCGGCGCCUUCAGCGCCCUCGGCGCAGGAAUCCUACGAGUUACCCGGCCAAGGCACCACACCUGCACCUGCGCAGUCGCAAGGAGGACAGGGAGGCUAUCGCGGUGCGGAUCGAGAGGUUCCUCUCCAUCAACGCAUGGAAGGCAGAGUGCCGUACCGGCCAGGCCAUCUGCCGCCUUCGCACAAUUUCUAAUGGUGCAUCGCAUGGUGGCCCGCGGCUGUGUAUAAUGGGUAUAUUAAAACAUAAAACCGUAAUGUAUUGUCAGAUGAUUGGAUGAAUUGGAAUGAUAUCACCCAACAAAAGUUAUUCCCAAUAGUAUCACGCUCUUGCACAUCUG
Molecule: messenger RNA, 2000 nt
Organism: Cladophialophora immunda
Lineage: Eukaryota; Fungi; Ascomycota; Eurotiomycetes; Chaetothyriales; Herpotrichiellaceae
Exons: 2
Coding region: 1146-1940 (264 amino acids)
Source: RefSeq, a predicted model, not a curated record